Gigantopelta aegis is the source of this 5452-nucleotide messenger RNA. RefSeq names its product beta-1,3-glucosyltransferase-like. Lineage: Eukaryota; Metazoa; Mollusca; Gastropoda; Neomphalida; Peltospiridae. Gene Ontology annotation, molecular function: acetylglucosaminyltransferase activity. Gene Ontology annotation, cellular component: membrane. The coding region runs from base 86 to 1429 and encodes 447 amino acids. The record is from RefSeq and is a predicted model, not a curated record. The transcript has 14 exons.
AAAUGUGAAUUGUCACAACUUUUUUUUCAUUUUAUUAGUAUGUCACAUCAUCUUUCUUAAAUUGGUCUCUGAAGGUGAUCAAGAAAUGUUACAAAAGAUCAUGAAAGAAAGAGAAGUGAAGUUCAAAGAUGUUGUGUUUAUAGUGUUGAGUCAGUCCAACUCGUAUCAUGUCAAAAGAGCUGAUCUUUUUCAAAAACAUUUCACAGAACAGCUUCAAGAUGUACCUCAGUCGGAUCAUCCACUACUAUUUUUCCUACACAAACAGUGGCCAGAGGGAGGUGCCUACACACUGUUUCCACUGAUGGAAGGGUUUGCAGCAAACUUCUCAAACAAAGCUUGGAUAUUUGUAUGCGAAGAAGAAACUAGGAUAAAUCUUGCAGGAUUGAUAACUGUUUUAUCAUCAUUUGAUUAUCAUGAGCAAAUAUUUCUUGGCAAGCCUCUGAGAGAUUAUUCAUCAUCAAUCAUCCAUCAUUAUGCAUUUUACGACAACCCCAGCAGAUUUCUAUAUCCCGAUCCGGCUGGGGGAUUUGCCUUGACUUUACCAUUGAUUAAAAGUAUUGUCGCAAGAUUGAAGUCUUCUAAACUGGAGAUAGACUUUGUUAUUGAUCCUAAACAUGAGUUAGCCAAAUUUAUACGGAAUGAAGAUGAAGGGACUCCAUUGACAGCGGUUCGAGAAUUUUGUACCUCAGUGACGUCAGACAAGUGUGUGACGUCAUUACCUCUUCGCUUUCCGCAGUGUGGGACUCCUUUACCAGUAGAUGAUCUGUUUGUUGCUGUAAAGACAUGUGGAAAAUUCCACAAGGACAGAGUGUCUGUGGUAAAGAAAACGUGGGGACAGGAGACUACAAAUAUAGAGUACUACAGUGAUAAAGAAGAUCCUGACAUACCAACCAUAGAUCUGGGUAUAGAAAAUACAGAAUCAGGUCACUGUGAAAAGACGUUGGCUAUUAUAAGGAGAGCUGCAAAUAAUUCUGAUGAACCAUGGCUUCUGAUAGCCGAUGAUGACACUAUUAUAAGUCUGAAACAGUUGCGGAAACUUCUUGCUUGUUACGACGCAAAGGAAGUUGUCGUUAUGGGAGAACGAUAUGGAUAUGGUGUUGCUAAAGGUUACGGCUACAACUACAUCACAGGAGGUGGCGGGAUGGUGUUUAGUAAACCGGCCGUGAAGCUGUUAGCCGAGGAGUGUAAGUGUCCCGCUAUCGACUCCCCAGACGACAUGAUCCUUGGGAUGUGUCUCGAUCGGCUGCAGAUAGAUCUCGUACAUUCACAGUAUAUACAUCAGGCUCGUAUUGAAGAUUACAGCCCUGACUAUUUAUCCUACAGAGAUCAUGUGUCCUUCCAUAAGCAUUAUCUUAUCGAUCCCAUUCAGGUGUAUAAAAUGUUAGAUAAAGUUGACUUAGGAUUAAAAAGUCCACAUGAUGAAUUGUAGCUGCAUGUAAGUCUUACCAGAUAUAAACAUCUUAUCCACAUAAACUUCUGUGUGUAGACACAGUUGCAUUAAAAUUAUAGAAUAGUUAGAUGAAAUUGCUUUUUUGAAAAAGGUCAUUAAAUGUAAAAGACAUAAAGUUUUAUCCACUUAAAUAAUUUUUGUUGUAAUUUAUGAUUUUCAAAUAUUAUAGUUUAAUUUUUUUAAAUAUAUGAAGUAGCAUCAAAAUUAAAAAUACAAAUUUAUUAUUUGGUUUAUUUAAUAUUUAUCAAUUAGGAUUAUUAAUUGUAGUUUAGCCUAAACUUCUUAUCAUAUAAAUUCUCAACAUAUAAAUUGCUGUAACUUGUAGUUUAAUUAUUAGGAAUGUAUAAUGUUAAUAACUUUUUAAUGCUAAUGUUAUGUCUAUUAUGUCUAGUAAUAUAUCAGCAGUAAUGUUUUUUUAGUUUCAAAUAUAUUGUAAAUAUCACGUGCAGGGUCUUUCUGUGUUUGAGGCAAUGAAAAUAAUUACACGUCAUGACUUAAACAUUUGUCUACUUUUUUCUUUUCUUUUUUCUUUUUUCUUUGGUUAAGUAAUGGUUACAGAUUAAUUAUCUGUCUGGUUAUAACAAGUUAUAAGUAGCAAACCCUAGUUUCAUCCCAUGAAAAUAGAUGCUAAGUUUGGUUAAUCCACAAACCUGUAACACAUCUGAAUAAAGUUAUAAUAAAGUAAAACCAGGAUCUGUGAUGUUGAAAUGGGGAUUUACACUAUAAAAAUAGAUUAGAGCUGGUCUCCAUUUCACCAUUCUGAGAGGUACAUGUGUUUGUAGAUUUUUGUUGAAAAUGCAUUUCAGAGUAUUACAAACACUGGGAUGACCAGAAAUGCUCGAAUGUACGGAAAUGGAUAAUCUACAUAAUAAAGUGUUAUGUUUGAUUUCAAUUAUCUAAAACUGAUCUAACAGAAAAAAAUAUGUGGUAUUGUUUAACAAACUAGGGUCUGCAACUUUAAUGUUCACCAGGAACCUCAUUCACUAAACUCUCGCAACUUUGCGAUCUCGCAGCGCAGUGCUAAAAGACUUGCAAAGAGGAUGCUUUGGUGUCUAGCAGAGCCCAAGAGAGCUUUGUGAAUUAGACUCCAGACCUGGUUUGAUCCUAAGCAGGGUUUUUUUAUUUAUGACUUGUGAUUGUUUUCAUUAGUUCAAACAUAGAAAGUCUACUUUUGGUCAUUAUUCACUUUUCAGUUUGUUUGGGGGGUUUUGGUAAACUGCAGCCAUGAACAUUUAUAAGAAUUAUUUAAAUACUAUGCAGUAUUUGAAAUUGGUGCUUUCGUUAAUUUGUAACUUGGUGUUAUGUUUUUAAAAAAACACUCAGUCUGGUACUAUAUGAGCACAUGAUAUAGAGUUAUGGAGAAGAAUAAAAGAACAAUAAAUGCACUGAUUAGUUGUUUGUAAUAUUAAAUUUUCUCUGGUCAAUAAAGUUUUGGGAUUUUUUAAAUUUUGAAAUCGGUCUUCAUAUGUAAAAUUAGGUAUAACAUAGGGUUGUUAAUUGGAGGCUUUUAGUUUCAUUGAUUUAUAUGUUUGAGAAAAGAAUCUGAAAAAUUAUGAAGUAUUGUUAUGAUUGUUCUGUUUAAAGUGUGAAGCAUAACAAUGUUAAUGUGUUGAAUGUUUUCAUAAUAUUGAAAAAAUUUUAAAAUAUUUUUUUUACUCUUGUUCCUGUUUUUAUUUGUUGACUACAUUUUUGUUUAUGAAUUACUUUCAUUUGUAGCAUCCAUUUACUGUUUGCUAUUUGUUAUUAAAAGGAAUGCUGUUGCAUCCAAACAAAGAGAGCUGUUUUAGUGUAAAUUCAUUAAUUUCAACUUAUUUUUCUUGCUUAUGUCCAAUUAAGUUUCAAGUAUGCCAGAGGGUAAAACGGGUAUGGCGCCAGACCUAAAAACCUUUGCAGAUUGUUUGUUUUAAGUUAACCUUUUGACAGAAUUAAUUACUUUUAUCAUUACUGUAUGAUUUUCAUAACCCUAACCCCAAACUUAACCCAUUUGUUUUCUGAGGGAGUCCUCCCCCCCCCCCCCCACCCCCUGUUGACUGUGGUUGCAUCCAAUUCCAUAGCGCCAUACCCCCGAAACAAUUUCUGUCAGAAACACUGAUCAGCUAUUUUGGCUGUCUGUCCAGGACAGAGGGUUAGCAGUUAGUGGUUAGUGAGAGAGAAGUCUGUGUAGUGGCCUUACAUGGAGUCGUUAAACUCUGGGUGGGAGCUGGUACCAGGGUGCGAACUCGGUACCUACCAGCCUAAUGUCUGAUGGCUUAAAUAACUACACCACCGAGGCCGGUUUUAGUGUAAAUGAUAUCACUGGAGCUCAUUAAACAUGAGCAGAUAUGAUCAAAAAGUGUUUUUAAAUCUGCAUAAUUGUUCGGUUUUAGAUCAUCCUUAAUAAUGGUUGACUUUUCAUUUGAGUAGAUGGCCAGUUAGAUGAUUACUAUAGUAUGUUAUUUUUAUUCAUAUUCAUAUAUGUAUGUCUUUUAUUGAAAAAGGGUAAUAAAUUAUUGUUGAAAGGACUCGGUCCUCGGUAGAGCUAUUUUUAUGAAAAAUGUUUUCAUAUUUGUUGUUUUAGAAAUAUUUUUGUUGCGCUAGUGUGAUUCACUAGUUGUUUGUUUACCCAAGGUUGUGAGUACAUGGUUUUUAGAAAUCAAAGUAAUCAAUUGAUUACCGUAUUAGAAAAAUAUAACCCCAUACACAAGAAUCAAAAAUGCACUGGAUGUUUCAUAUUAUAACAUUAUUUUUUGUAUGACGUUUUUUUACCAAUGUUCCUGUUGUUACUUGACCAGAUUUCUAUGUUUAUUAGUAAUUUUGUACAUAACAUGUACUGCCUUCAAACAGAAUGUUUUCUUAGCAAUCUCAGAUUUUUCUUAUUAGUCUUUUUAGCACAGAUUGACUGGAAAUCAGGAAACGUUAGCAAGCAUAAAAUUUUAGCGGGGCAGUACAAGACGCUAAUAUUUCAUGACGCUAAAUUUAAAAAGACGUACAACUGACUGUUCCAAAAAACGUCAGUGCGUUUGUUUUGUCUGUAAUUAACUGAAGGCACCACAAUGGUUAUAUGCUACUGAUUAAACCAAAAGGAUAGCAAACAACAAAAGUUAGUUAGCAUGCACAUUACUGCAAUUUUUUACUAAAUUCAAAAUGUCUGUAAGCUGCAUAACGUAAAGAUUCGUCAAAAACAUUAUUUCAUCCGAUCCUACAACUUAAGCUUACCAUAUUUGUUUUUUAUUUUCUGAUAUGGUUACCUCGCUAAAGUUCUAUGUCGCUAAUAUGUCACUUAGUUUGAUUUUGCUAAACUUUAAGAUAGAUAAUAUUUUAUGAUUUACAGAGCUUCUAGAUUAUAGUAGCCUCACUCCUAUGGCUAGUGAUUUUCAGUGUUGGGCUAGUAAAUAAUUUCUGUUGCCUUGCCCAAUGGCUACUAAAUUAGUUUUUGUCAGUUGCUGUAUUUAAGUCUAUUUUGUAAAUAUGAAUAUCCUUCCCACAUAACCACCGCUCCCUCCCCACUAGAUGUAAAGGUUUUUAAGCUCCAUCUCUGUCUUUAGGUGACAUAUCUGAUUAUUACUAUUGGAAAAAUUGUAUUUAUUUAAAGUAGGGCUAGUGAAUUUUUCACUGAUCCCAUGGCUAGUGGUGUGUUUUAACAAUUCUAGAAGCCCAGAGUGACACUACCCCUCACCAUUAAGCCUUCUAACUUCAUUCCGGGUUGGGAGUGUGGAUCUGUCAGAAUGCUCGCUUGAGGUGCUCGAGUGGAAUUAUCCAUUCUCUGAUUGGGUUUUCCCCCAUCCCAACCAGUGCCCCAAGACUGGUAUGUGCUGUCCUGUAUGUGUGAAAGAGCAUAUAAAAGAACCCUUCUGAAAAAGAAUAUAGUUGGGUUUCUUGUGACUACAUGUCACAAUCUCCAAAUAUUUGACAUCAACAGCCAAUUAAAAAAUCAGUGUGCUCUAGUGGUGACAUUAAAUAAACUAAAACUUUUAACUUUUAGUGUUUAUUCUGGGUGUGUGUGUGUGUGUUACUUACCCUAAA